This is a messenger RNA of Bombyx mandarina (wild silkworm), 1885 nucleotides long. It is a transcript of the gene sip3, whose product is annotated as septin interacting protein 3. Gene Ontology annotation, biological process: proteasome-mediated ubiquitin-dependent protein catabolic process; ERAD pathway. Lineage: Eukaryota; Metazoa; Arthropoda; Insecta; Lepidoptera; Bombycidae. The record is from RefSeq and is a predicted model, not a curated record. Gene Ontology annotation, cellular component: endomembrane system. Gene Ontology annotation, molecular function: ubiquitin protein ligase activity.
UGAACACGUCAAAAUAUUUUUUUUCAGGCGAACAUACGAUAUGAUGUUUUGAAAAUGUUUUUAAGAACUAUUAAUAUAUUUCGGAGUGCAUAGAAAUUUAAUUAACGAGGCACAUGAAGAUAUCAUUUCGAAGGAGCUCCUAAAAACUAUCAAAAUGAAGGCAGUGUUAGCGACGGUGAUCAGUCUCGCGCUAACCACUGUGGUUAUCGGCAAUGCAUAUUACCAAAAGAAACAGUUUUACCCUUCGAUAGUUUAUUUAACAAAUUCAAAUCCAAGCAUGGCAGUAAUGUAUUUGCAAGCGUUUAUUUUAGUUUUAUUGGUGGGAAAAAUGCUAAGGAAAAUAUUCUUUGGUCAACUUCGACCUGCUGAGUUUGAGCAUUUAAUAGAAAGGUCAUGGUAUGCCAUAACAGAGACGUGCUUAGCAUUUACUGUCUUCAGAGAUGAUUUCAAUCCAAAGUUCAUUGCUCUCUUUACACUGUUGUUAUUCCUGAAAGCAUUCCACUGGCUUGCUGAAGAUAGAGUUGAUUAUAUGGAGAGAAGUCCUGUUAUUGGAUGGGUGUUUCACAUAAGGAUUCUAAGCUUGCUAAUGUUGUUGGCACACGCAGACUUCUACUUCAUUCACCAUGCGUAUCAUGUCACUACAUCAAAAGGCCCAUCGGUGCAGCUGGUAUUUGGUUUUGAGUACAGCAUACUUAUCAUCAUGAUUGCCAAUAUAUUGAUUAAGUAUGUUCUACAUGCCAUCGACUCUCGUUGGGAAGCACCGUGGGAGAGCAAAGCAGCAGUUCUAUUGUACACAGAACUUGCUAUAAAUUUCUUGAAAGUACUCCUCUAUAUUGGAUUUGUAGCUGUCAUGGUCCGCAUUUAUACUCUUCCGUUAUUUGCAUUCCGGCCCAUGUAUGAAACUAUGAGGAGUUUCAAGAAAGCAUACAAUGAUGUGGUCCUCUCCCGACGUGCAAUACGCAAUAUGAACACACUGUAUCCGGAUGCGACACAAGCAGAACUCGAAGCUGCUGAUAAUGAAUGUAUUAUUUGUCGAGAGGAGAUGCAUUCUGGUGCGAAGAAGCUGCCGUGCAACCACAUUUUCCACGCAGCGUGCCUCCGCCUGUGGUUCCAGCGCCAGCAGACGUGUCCGACGUGUCGCCUCAACGUGCUGCGCGCGCCCGCAGCCGAGCCCGGCGCCGCGCCCCGCGCCCCCGACGCUGCUCCCCCGCCGCCCCCUGCCGCCGCGCCCGCCCCGCCGCCCUUCCCCAACAUGCCGCCCCCACCACCAUUGAUGGCGUGGCCCCCGCCGCCGCCACCGCGACCCGCCAACCUCGCCGUACUCACUACUGCCGAGCUGCAACGUAUGGAGGGUAACGAACGCCGGAACAUUGAGGCUAGAUUACAGCUGCUACGCGAGAUCCAGGCCAUGCUGGACGCUUCUGUUCUCCUCAUGCAGCAGUACUCUACAGUCGUCGCUAACUCUGCUCAGAAUAACGUUAGUGUUGCCACACAAACCGAAACUCAACCCGACCCUGUCUCUGAAGUUAAAGUAAAAACUGAACCUGAUGUAGUCCCCAGUACAUCUGAGUACAGGUCGCCAUCUCCGGUGCCGUCGACCAGCAAACAGGAAAUCAAACCUGAGGAGUUGUCCGACGCAACUGAUUCCGAUAGAGUCAAGACUGACGCUGACACCGAGGAGUUGAGAAGACGUCGACUGCAAAAGUUUACCUUGGAUAAAUGAAGCAUAUUUUGUAUUAUUAUGUUUGAGACUAUCAUUGAUUUUCAUUAUUACAUUAUUUAUGUACAAAGUGUCUUGAUAUGUGUAAGCAUUGUGUAUUCUUGAUCGGUUAUGAUUAUGGAGUCGUAUUUAUGUUCUGUAAAUAUAAUGAAUACAUAAAUACAU